This is a messenger RNA of Gryllus bimaculatus (two-spotted cricket), 1533 nucleotides long. The record is from the annotation of a GenBank genome assembly. Lineage: Eukaryota; Metazoa; Arthropoda; Insecta; Orthoptera; Gryllidae.
GCGAACAUCCUGGCGGCGAAGAGCUGCCGUGCGCUGCGCAUGCUCGACCUGACGGGCAACCCGGUGGAGAAACUGCGCGACUUCCGGCCCUUCUGCGUGUUCCACGUGCGCGAGCUGGAGUUCCUGUGCGGGCAGGCGGUGGAGGAGAGCGACGUGGCCGAGGCCAACGACAAGUUCGGCGGGCGGCUCGACCACGACUUCCUGCUCAAGACGCCGCACUCGCUCGAGCUCAGCACGCUGCGCACGCUCACGCUCGUGACGCUGCCUAGCGAUGUGCUUCCACUGCUGGAGCGCCUGGACCUGAGCAACAACAACCUGAGCUGCCUGUGGGGGUUGCAUACGCUCCCAUCGCUCAAGACGCUACGACUCAGCUUCAACCUGGUGUCGAGCUUGCGGCCGCCCAACGGCAGCGCGCCGCUGUCGGAGGCGGCGUCGUUCGCGCCGCACUGCCCGACGCCGGCGUCCGCGGGCGGCGCCAGGCCCGCGCCGCCCUUCCCCGCGCUGCGCAUGCUGCUGCUGGACAACAACCGGCUGGCGUCCGCCAAGCUGCUGGGGCUGCGCGAGAUGCCGCGCCUCUCCUCGCUCUUCCUGCAGCAGAACGACCUCGACUCGCUGGACGGGCUGCAGGGCGUCGCCACACUCCGCUUCCUCGUCGUCGACGAGAACAAGAUCCAGCAGAUCGGCUCGGGCGAAUGCCGCGGCCUCAUCUCGCUGGAGGAGCUGUGGGUGGAGAGCAACCGGCUGUCGCAGCUGUUCUUCGCGCAGUCGCUGCGCGGCUAUUAUUCAACAGCUGGAGCAAGAAAGAAUUUAUCUGCGUCAACAACUACAGCACGACCAAGGAAACAAGGAAAAUCUCCAACAACGCCAGCUACAGCAAGGGCAGCCUUCUGUCAGUGUAGCAACCUAAUCUUCGGAUUAUUUGAAGAAUUAAGAAAUAUUACUUUAGUAAUAAUUUUAAUAAGACAUAUUAAUGUUAUGAUUAACUAAUUUCUUUCAUCAGAAAUCGUUAAUUACUAUAAUAUGAUUUAAGAGAUCAUUGAGUCAUCUGAUAAAUAAUUUUUGAUUCAAUUAAUGAAGUUUUUUAAAUUAACUCAAUUACAAUUGGUAUGAAUUGUGGUUGGCACCACAAUUUUCAUUGUCCAUGAUAUAAACGAGGUCGAUUAAUUAUAAAGUUAAUUUGAUUUAAUCGACCUGGAGUUGCAUCAGUUUUUACAGCGAGGGCGGAAAUUGUUCAAGAAUGAAUAACUUCAGCGUCUGAGACUAAUGUUCGGAUUUGAGUAUUUAUUGGUAAAAUAGUUCGAUUAUAAACAUCUAAUAGACGAAAAGAUCUAAUGUUAUCAAAGGCAGAUACAUAGGAAUCAAAUUCUCAUGAUGUUUUUGAAAUUAUAUAUACAUAUGAUCAAUGUCAUUGGUGUCCAAUUGUUUUUAUUGUAAUUAAUGGAUUUAGGGAUUCAUCUAAUAGAUAUAAUAAUCCUAAUGAUGCUAAUGCAAUAAAAUUAGUGUAAUUGCAGGUAAAAUAGUUCAGUUAAUUUC